Molecule: messenger RNA, 1443 nt
Organism: Quercus robur (English oak)
Lineage: Eukaryota; Viridiplantae; Streptophyta; Magnoliopsida; Fagales; Fagaceae
Product: calcium sensing receptor, chloroplastic
Exons: 6
Coding region: 115-1296 (393 amino acids)
Biological process (GO): cellular response to calcium ion; de-etiolation; regulation of stomatal closure
Source: RefSeq, a predicted model, not a curated record
AGUAUUUGCCAAAAGUACCCAGUUUUCCUCCACUUAUUUCUCAUCACACAAUCUUCAGGCAAACACGCUCAAGUACACUCUCCAACCGUGAGUAAGCGGUGGCACAAAUCACAAAUGGCUAUGGAGUUGGCCAUCCGAGCUUCAGCCACUCCCAGGCUUUCCCGUCCCACAACUUCCUCGCUAUCUUCUACACCCAGAGCUUCUUCCAGACCACAAUUCAGACCCACCUCUGUAUCAUUACCAACAUCAGCCACCAUAUCUCUGUUGGCUCUAUUUACUGCUCCCCAUGAAGCAAAGGCUCUCAGCCUCUCCAAGGAUCAGAUAGUCUAUUCUAUCACUGAAGUGGAGAAAACAAUGGAUCAGGUUCAGGAAGUGGGUUCGAGUUUCUUCGAUACUACAAAGCGUGUUCUUGAAGGUGUGGGGAAUGUUUUGAAGCCAGGCAUCGAAGCAGCAGUGCCAAUUGUAAAACAGACAGGAGAACAGGCUUUGAAGAUAGCUUCCCCGGCGAUUUCUGAGGCUUCAAAGAAGGCCCAAGAAGCAAUUCAAAGCUCUGGCUUUGACACACAGCCUGUUCUCAGUGCUGCUAAGACAGUUGCAGAUGCAGCACAGAGGACCACAAAGGUGAUUGAAGAAGCCAGGCCUAUAGCUUCCUCAACUAUUGACACCAUCUCGUCAUCAGACCCCAUUGUGAUUGUAGGAACUGCUGGAGCAUUAUUUCUUGUGUACCUCCUUCUUCCUCCCAUUUGGUCUGCCAUCUCAUAUAACCUUCGUGGUUAUAAGGGUGAGCUUACUCCUGCUCAAACUCUUGAUCUAAUGUCUACAAAAAACCACCUUAUGAUUGACAUUCGAUCGGAGAAGGACAAGGACAAAGCUGGUAUUCCUCGCCUUCCCUCUAGUGCUAAGAACAGGAUGAUUGCCAUUCCUUUGGAAGAAUUGCCAAGCAAGUUAAAAGGCCUUGUCAGAAAUGCAAAGAAAGUGGAAGCAGAGAUAGCUGCUUUGAAGAUUACAUAUCUCAAGAAAAUUAACAAAGGCUCCAACAUUGUGAUCAUGGACUCGUACUCAGACUCAGCAAAAUUGGUUGCUAGAGCACUAACAAGCCUUGGCUUUAAGAACUGUUGGACUGUAGUUGAUGGAUUUUCUGGAAGCAGAGGAUGGUUACAGAGUCGGUUAGGAACAGAUACGUAUAAUUUCUCUUUUGCGGAGGUCAUCUCACCAUCCCGAGUCAUCCCUGCUGCAAUCAGACGUUUUGGUACAACCAGCUCAAGUGGGCAAAAAUUACUUCCCGGGGCUGAGUGACAAUUUCACUUUUGUUUCCUUUCUUAACCUGCUCUGGGUUAUAAAUACUUCUGAUGUGCAUAAAUGGUUUAGGUUAGAGCCCUCCAGACUGAUUCCUGUAAUUCUUUGAGCAAUGUCAAGUCAAUCAAUUGGUCCUUUUUCAUAGUC